This is a messenger RNA of Tachysurus fulvidraco (yellow catfish), 2512 nucleotides long. It is a transcript of the gene mstna, whose product is annotated as myostatin a. NCBI's taxonomy places the organism in Eukaryota, Metazoa, Chordata, Actinopteri, Siluriformes, Bagridae. The record is from RefSeq and is a predicted model, not a curated record. Gene Ontology annotation, cellular component: extracellular region. Gene Ontology annotation, molecular function: cytokine activity; growth factor activity. Gene Ontology annotation, biological process: SMAD protein signal transduction.
AACGGAGCCGCUCACAUGCGACGCGUUUCCUGCUUCGCCAAAAAGCCCUCAGCCGCCCGCACAACAUCCGGGAUCAUGCUUCUCAUCAUUUUCCUAAUCAGUGUGUUAAGUGUAUUGGGACCGGAGGGUCAGAGCCCGAGCACGACGCUGCGCCCCCCGGUGACCGAGGAGAGCGGUCAGUGCUCGGCCGCGUGCGAGUCCCGACAGCAGAGUAAACUGUUGCGCCUGCACUCCAUUCGCUCGCAGAUCCUGAGCGCGCUGCGCCUCGAGCGCGCGCCGAACCUCACCAGGGACGCGGCGAGACAGCUCGUGCCCAGAGCGCCGCCGCUGCUCGAGCUCCUCAGCCGGUACGAGAGGCAAAAUGGCAGCACGGGCGAGGAUUACGAGGAGGCGGAGGAGCGCGAGGAGGCCAGCACCGAGACAAUCAUCACCAUGGCGACGGAACCUCAAAGCGUAUCUCAGACCAACUCGGUACCGCGGUGCUGUUUAUUCUCACUCAGUCCCAAGAUUUUGCCGGACAACAUCGUGAAGGCUCAGCUGUGGAUCCACCUGCGUCUGGGUAAAGAGGCCACUAGCAUCUUCAUGCAGAUCUCACACUUUCAGCCGCCCUUCUACAGCAACCCCAGACCCAAAGUCCUCUCUCUGAAGAUCGACGCCAACACCCAGACCAACCCGUGGCAGAGCGUCGACAUGAAGCCGCUGCUGCAGUCGUGGCUCAAGCAGCCCGAGAGUAACUUCGGCAUUGAGAUCAAGGCCUUUGACAGCCAAGGGAAAGACUUGGCCGUGACCUCUGCUGAGUCAGGAGAGGAGGGGCUUCAACCCUUUCUAGAAGUCAAAAUUGCAGAAGCGCCGAAACGUUCCAGACGAGAAUCCGGCCUCGACUGCAACGAGCGUUCUUCUGAAUCCCGCUGCUGCCGCUACCCGCUCACCGUAGACUUUGAAGACUUCGGUUGGGACUGGAUCAUUGCGCCUAAGCGCUACAAGGCCAACUACUGCUCGGGCGAGUGUGAGCAGGUCCACCUGCAGAAGUUACCGCACACACACCUGGUGAACAAGGCGAACCCUCGUGGUACGGCUGGACCGUGCUGCACGCCUACCAAAAUGUCCCCCAUAAACAUGCUCUACUUCAACCACCGAGAGCAGAUAAUCUACGGGAAGAUCCCUUCUAUGGUGGUGGAUCUCUGCGGCUGCUCCUGAGGCUUGCCUUAGUGUUGGGAUUCCAGCUUCCUUUCUAUGCUGACACUCAUUAAACACAUCUGAUAGAAAGUCUGAGGGAACAUAGAGGAAUUCUGCUUCAUCUCUAACACAGUGCUACUGAGCUGCACCUCACCAUGUUUAACUCGUUUCUGCGUAGAGCAACACUGAAUGUUGUGGAAUAUGUGCGAAUCCUGUCUCACUUAAAAAUAUUACUCAUACCAUAAAGACAUCACCUUCACCAGACUCUCUCGUUUCUCUCUCUUUUGAAGAUAAUAAGUAAAAUCUCAGCUUGUCAUGUUACUGAGAAACAAAUGAUGCCUGAACUCCUCCGUCCUGAAGAUGUCAGAAGGUGUAAAGUUCCAGCGUUACCUCUGACUGACACUGGAGACUCCCUCCACACAUUUUAACGUUAUUAAAUGUCUUUUUACUUUCAGAAACUUCACCAUAACAACUAAGUGGAGUGUCUGUUGUACAAGUCCCAAUGAAGGUGCCUUUACUAUAGAAACAACAAAAAUCUAAUUUUUGGACUAUUCCAAGACUUGGAGAUGGAGGACAUUUUUCUUUGUCCUGUCAGAAGUCUGACUAUUAUAAAAGUUAACUGUAAUUAUUUGAUCGCAGCAUUAACACUUCUGCUAAUGAGACAUUAAAAAAACAUUAUAGCAACACUAACAGGAAAAAACAACCCUUAACUGUUUUCUCCAUCAGCAGCGCUGAGAAGAUAACGUAAUUCCUGCCAUAUUAGCUAUAUGAACAAAGUGGAGAACAAACUUUAUUAGAUGUUUGUUCCAGUGUUAGUACAAGUGUUAAUACAGCUUUAGAGUGAGUGUUAUCUGAAAUACAGCUGAGUGUGUGGCAGGACUUGGAUUAGGAGUGUUGUUACUGAUUAGUGAGAGAAUGUGGGUGUGAGAGCGAGUGUUUGACAGUGAGAUAAAGAGUGAGAGUGUGAGAGUGAGACAGUGGCAGUGUGAGAGUGAGAUAGUGAAAGUGUGACUGAGUGUGAGAGUGCUAGAGUGAGACAGUGAAAGUGUGACAGUGAGCGUGUUAGAGUGAGAUGGUGAAAGUCUGAGAGUAAUACAGUGGGAGUGAGACAGUGAGAGUGAGGCAGUGGUAGUGUCAGAGUGAGAGUCUGAGACUGAAUCAGUAAAGGUGAGACAGUGACCAUGUGACAGUGAGAGUCUGAGAUUAAGACAGUCAGAUUGAGACAGAGAGAGACAGUGAAAGUGUGAGACGGUGAAAGUGUGAGAGUGAGACAGUGAAAGAUUGAGAGUGAGACAGUGACAGUGAGUGUGAGAGAGUGAGACAGUGAAAGUGUGAG